CUUUUUGUGUGUGUACAGGUGCAAGGGAUGGAGAAGUCUCUCGAUUAUAUGGAGCUGGAGCCAGCUGACUCUGUUCUGAAGACCAUUCCAUAUGGUGUGAGUGGAGGUGGGGUGGAGGCUGUUGGGGCAAUGAAACCAUCUUAUCAGAACUCCCGCAUGUUCUCCACCAUUGAGCACACACCUCUGAAGCCCAAAUCUCCCAGCUAUACCUUCCACCAUCCAUAUGAAUGGGCCAGGAACCAGUCUCUGGUCCUUGAUCAAACAGGCUACCGCUCCAAACGCAAGCCCCUGCUCAAGACAGCAUUAAAGACCAAAAAGAUCUUUGGCUGGGGUGACUUUCAGUUCACCAUCAAGACCAUUAAGUUCAGCCUGUUACUGACAGGGAAGAUCGUGGACCAUGUCAAUGGGACAUUUACAGUCUACUUUCGCCACAACUCUUCCAGUCUUGGCAACGUAUCUGUGAGCAUAGUCCCACCCUCAAAGGUCGUGGAGUUUGAGGUCCUGCAGCAUCCUCCGCUCCAUCUCCCUGGGUUGCACAUCCAUCAGAGGGAUCAGUCUUCUAUUGAUCCAAAAGAGCUCAAAACUUUCAACUGCCACAUGGAGUACGAGAAGACGGACCGCUCCAAGAAGCCCAAGCCCUGUCUGUACGACCCCUCCCAGACAUGUUUCACUGAACACAUCCAGUCUAAUGCCGCCUGGCUGUGCGCCAAACCCUUCAAAGUCAUCUGCAUCUUCAUCUCGUUCUUCAGCAUCGACUACAAACUGGUGCAGAAAGUUUGUCCUGAUUACAACUUCCAGAAUGGACACCCUUAUUUUGGAUGA
Chanos chanos (milkfish) is the source of this 822-nucleotide messenger RNA. RefSeq names its product neurexophilin 4 (gene nxph4). The record is from RefSeq and is a predicted model, not a curated record. Gene Ontology annotation, molecular function: signaling receptor binding. The annotation marks the transcript as partial. NCBI's taxonomy places the organism in Eukaryota, Metazoa, Chordata, Actinopteri, Gonorynchiformes, Chanidae. The transcript has a single exon.